GUCUGAGACUAAGUCAGAGGUCGAUUUUGUAGACCUGACGAGUAACCGUAGCCGAGUGCAUGAGUAGUCCGUCGUCCAUCCGGACGCUUAAUCACCUGAAAGCACGUGGCAAAGCCAUCGGUGUUUGUCGACCAUUAUCCAACUCGAUUAUUGGGUAUUUCACGUCCAAGCUCAGCAGGUUCAAGGUUCAACUACGGACAUUUACAAAGGGGCCAACAAUUCUUUCACAAGAGGCGAGCAAAAUGGUGCACAAGCCGGCAAACUACGACCGGUGGCCGAAGGAGAGCCUGGUCAAGCGGGUGAUGGAGCUAGAGGAGGAGCUGAAAAGGAGGGGGCAGGCCCCGGAGUCUCAAAGGCAGGAGAGGGCCCUCGCCGCCGCGGUAACUUCGAUAGAAGCCGACUUGAAGGCUGCCGAGAAGAAGAAGAAAAAGGCUGCCAAGUUCGACCCGGGGAAGUACUCGACCCGCUUGAUCGCGCUCAAGUUCGCCUACCUCGGCAAGAACUACAAUGGCUUCGAGUAUCAGUCGUCGGCCAAGAUGCCGAGCAUCGAGGAGGAACUGUGGAAGGCGCUUGUCAAGAGCUGCCUCAUUUUCCCUGAAAGACCAGACGAGGUUGAUUUUGGUCCCUGGGAGUACUCCAAGUGUGGACGGACGGAUAGGGGCGUCAGCGCUUUCGGUCAGGUUAUCGGGAUUCGAGUAAGGAGUAACAAGCCGCUGCCGAAGGAGGAGGUAGAACAGACUGGAGGAAAUGGCGGGGACGACGUUGUGAUGGCCGAGGCCGCUCAGCAGCAAGCAGAGGCAGAGGGGGAAAAGGCCGCCGCUACCGACGUAGACCACAAAAAGCCCGAAUGGGAUCCCAUCGCCGACGAGAUCCCCUACUGCAGGGUGCUCAACCGGCUGCUGCCCCCGGACAUCAGGGUCAUGGCCUGGGCGCCCGUUCUCCCGCCCGACUUCUCCGCCCGAUUCUCCUGCCGCGAGCGACAGUACCGGUACUUCUUCACGCAGCCAGCCUUCGCGCCGAUGCCCUCCUCGCUGGAGCAGCCUCUGGCUUCAUCGGGCCAGAAGAGCGGCGGCAAGCAAGGCUGGCUCGACAUCGACAAGAUGCGCGAGGCCGCCAAGAUGUUCGAGGGCGUGCACGACUUCCGCAACUUCUGCAAGAUCGACCCGGGCAAGCAGAUCACCAACUUCAGCCGGCGCAUCUUCGAGUCCGACAUUGUCGAGGUGAAAGACGUUGAAUCCGAUCUGCCGUACCUGGGCCUGCCCGAGUUUCAGCCGCCGGCCGGUAGUGACGGGUCGCAUCCCAAGGUGUACUACUUCCACGUGCGCGGCUCGGCCUUCCUGUGGCAUCAGAUCCGCCACAUGGUGGCCGUCCUUUUUCUCGUAGGCCAGGGCCUCGAGCCGCCUUCGAUUGUCCAGCAGUUGCUCGAUGUGGAGAAGAACCCGCGCAAGCCGAACUACGUGAUGGCCGAUGAGGUUCCCCUGGUUCUGUGGGAUUGCAUCUUCCCCAAGCUGUCCGACGAGGAAGCCAACGCUGUUGUUCCUGGUAGCAGCGGCGACGGCAAGGACUCGCACGACCCGGAGGCCGAGGGCGAUGUCGAAAUGGUCGACUCCAUCGACUGGGUCUGGAUGGGCGAGGACGACCCGAUGAGCCUGUACGGCGCGCAGGGCCUUGUGACCGAGCUCUGGGGCACCUGGCGCGAGAGGAAGAUGGACGAGAUCUUGGCGAACCGGCUGCUGAACUUUGUGGCUACCAAGCCGGAUAUCGAGCGGAAAUUGAUCAAGGGCGCUUCUUCUGCGCCGCCCAAGGGAAUCAAGAAGGUCUACGAGGGAGGAAACAAGGCCCAGUUCAGAGGCUCGUAUACCCCGCUGUUCAAGAGGCAGUUGUUGGCUUCGGCGAAGGAGGUCAAUGAUAAGUAUGCGCAAGGGUUUGGAUUCAAGGACGCGGAGGAGAUGACUAAGACGAAGAACUGGAGGAGCGCGAUUAGGGAGCAGAAGGAUAAGAAUAAGAAGGGUGGACGGUCGAAGGUUGGGGGUGCGGAAACGCCUGCUGAGGAGUCUUCUAGCUGAGCGGCUCUGGGUUUAGGAUAGCAAACAUGCAAGAAUCAAUGCUACUCGGCAGCUACAGCACAAGUGCAAAG
Molecule: messenger RNA, 2137 nt
Organism: Neurospora tetraspora
Lineage: Eukaryota; Fungi; Ascomycota; Sordariomycetes; Sordariales; Sordariaceae
Product: pseudouridine synthase
Exons: 1
Coding region: 60-2066 (668 amino acids)
Biological process (GO): tRNA pseudouridine synthesis; mRNA pseudouridine synthesis
Cellular component (GO): cytoplasm; nucleus
Molecular function (GO): RNA binding; pseudouridine synthase activity
Source: RefSeq, a predicted model, not a curated record